GUUCGAAUGUCCUAAUUACAACGUAAUAGCUAUGUGAUUGCGAAUAUUUUAGAAAUUCAGAUAAAUGUUUCUUGUUUUGCGAUGUCUACAAUACGUAAACCCACGUGUGUUUUUUAAGCAUAUGACAGAACCUAUAGUAUUGGUGGGAACUGGAAACACUGUAAAGGCAUUCUGAGCUGCUCAUGAGAGAAACUCUUGCUAAACUUCAGCAAACCUACGGUUUUGUUAAGAGCCCACUUUUUUGGUGGUUUAGGGCACUUUCAGAAGGG
Molecule: messenger RNA, 269 nt
Organism: Acanthoscelides obtectus
Lineage: Eukaryota; Metazoa; Arthropoda; Insecta; Coleoptera; Chrysomelidae
Source: the annotation of a GenBank genome assembly